Molecule: messenger RNA, 1817 nt
Organism: Neltuma alba
Lineage: Eukaryota; Viridiplantae; Streptophyta; Magnoliopsida; Fabales; Fabaceae
Product: dicarboxylate transporter 2.1, chloroplastic-like
Exons: 4
Coding region: 11-1720 (569 amino acids)
Biological process (GO): transmembrane transport
Cellular component (GO): membrane
Molecular function (GO): transmembrane transporter activity
Source: RefSeq, a predicted model, not a curated record
UUGCUUUCCAAUGGAGAGCUUCGCACUUCACUCUCUCUCCACCUCAACUUCCUUCUCUCGCACUUCCUUCCUCCGUCCUCGUUCUCGCCCACUCUCCAAAUCUCAUUUGUCUCUUCCGUUGACUCCCACUUCUCCUUCAGCUCCAUCUCUCAGAUCAACCGUCUCUUGUUUCUCCUUCUUUCCCUCCAAAUCUUCUUCCACCUUCAAUCCUCUCUCUAAGCCCCGCAUUGUAAAUCACCCAGUUCAAGCUUCUUCGUCGUCAUCUUCACCCGCAUUAUCGUCAUCCUCAACCCCAGUUUCUCAAGGCGCCAGACCUUUACCAUUUUUUAUCUCCAUUUCUAUUGGUCUCAUCGUUCGCUUCUUGGUUCCUAAGCCCGUUGAGGUUGCUCCUCAAGCGUGGCAGUUGCUCUCGAUUUUUCUAUCGACCAUUGCGGGUCUGGUUCUGAGUCCUUUGCCGGUGGGAGCUUGGGCUUUUAUUGGUUUAACGACCUCUGUCGUGACAAAAACACUGACUUUCUCUGCAGCUUUUAGCGCGUUCACAGACCAGGUCAUUUGGUUGAUUGUGAUUUCCUUCUUCUUCGCCCGUGGGUUUGUGAAAACUGGGUUGGGGGAUAGGAUUGCGAAUUAUUUCGUGAAGUGUUUGGGAAAGAGUACAUUGGGACUGUCUUAUGGGUUGACUUUUGGCGAAGUGCUUAUUGCACCGGCGAUGCCCAGCACCACCGCGAGGGCUGGCGGCAUCUUCUUGCCGAUUAUCAAGUCAUUGUCCCUCUCAGCUGGGAGUGAACCCAAUCAUCCUACUUCCAGAAAGCUGGGCUCUUAUCUUGUCCAGACCCAAUUACAGUCUGCUGGUAAUUCUAGUGCUCUUUUCCUAACUGCUGCUGCUCAAAACCUGCUAUGUCUUAAAUUAGCAGAGGAGCUUGGGGUGAUAAUUGCAAAUCCAUGGAUCACAUGGUUUAAAGCGGCUAGUUUACCUGCACUGAUUUCUCUUCUUGCUACACCAUUGAUUUUAUACAAACUAUAUCCACCUCAAAUGAAAGACACACCAGAGGCGCCUGCCAUGGCUGCGGUCAAACUGGAAAGUAUGGGUCCUGUCACUCGAAAUGAAUGGAUUAUGAUUGGCACAAUGCUGCUUGCAGUCUCUUUGUGGAUCUUUGGAGGGACUCUUGGUAUACCGAGUACUGUAGCUGCAAUGAUUGGCUUAUCAAUACUCCUUGUAUUUGGAGUCCUUGAUUGGAAUGAUUGCUUGAAUGAAAAAUCAGCAUGGGAUACCCUGUCUUGGUUUGCUGUUCUGGUGGGGAUGGCUGGCCAGUUGACAAACCUUGGCAUUGUAGGUUGGAUGUCUACCUGUGUGGCCAAGUCUCUUCAGUCUUUCUCUCUGAGCUGGCCUGCCUCGCUUCUUGUUCUUCUGGCAUCUUAUUUUUCCAUCCACUACGUCUUUGCAAGUCAGAUAGGACAUGUUGGAGCUUUAUACUCUGCUUUUCUUGCCAUGAACCGGGCAGCCGGUGUUCCCGUUGUGGUGGCAGCACUGGCUCUAGCUUAUGUCACUAAUCUUUUUGGUUCAAUAACACACUAUAGCAGUGGUCAGGCUGCUAUAUAUUAUGGAGCUGGUUAUGUAGACCUUCCCGAUAUAUUCAAAAUUGGGUUCAUUAUGGCGUGUUUUAAUGCUAUCGUCUGGGGAGGUGUAGGCUCUUUCUGGUGGAAAUUUUUGGGCUUGUAUUGAUUUUCCAUUUCAAUGUAAGUAAUAUCGCUUCAGCCAGCCAUUCUUCUUUGCAGCCAAAAGAACAUGUCUUCCAUUUGAGGACAAUUGAGCUCAUCAU